Messenger RNA from Cinara cedri, 4292 nucleotides. NCBI's taxonomy places the organism in Eukaryota, Metazoa, Arthropoda, Insecta, Hemiptera, Aphididae. The record is from the annotation of a GenBank genome assembly.
CGAAAACAAAUUAUAAUUUAAACGGUGAAGAAUUAUUUUGAAUCAUGACCUAAUAGCCAUAGUUUUUUGUUAACAAAUAUUAGUAAGCUAAUAAUCUUUAAACAUUGGUAUUUUAUUACUCAACUAUGGAUUCAGAACGGCGCCUUCUUAUAUUAUAUGGUAGUCAAACUGGAUGUGCUCAAGAGGUAGCUGAAAGGAUUUGGAGAGAAUCAAAAUGGUGAAUUUCUUUUAAAGUUAAUAAUUAUUAAUUCUGUGUUAUUUUUAAAAAAUAACGCAGAUACUUCUUACAGUGAAUGGGCUACUGUUGUAAGUGAGUAGUUGAAAAGUUAGAGGUGAAAUUUAAUGUACAUCUGUACGCACUAAUAAGCCAUUGCUAACAAAAAAUGAUUUUGAGUAGCUUUCGAAUAAUAGUGUUUUUUGUUAACAAUAUAUAUGUCGUAUUAAGUUAAAAUAAUUACAUAUGUAUUAUAAAUUUUCUUUAAUAAUAUUAGUUUAAAAUUGUUUUUUUUUUUGUUCAAGAGUCAUAAUAUUUGUAUUGUUUACAUUUUCCCAUUUAUUGGAAAAUUAAAAAAUUAUAUCCUUAAAAUAUUACCCAAAUUAAAUUUACUUUAAGAAAAAUGUUAUAGCUGAUCAAAAUUACUAAAAAAUUGCAAAAAAGUAAAAUUAUAAUAAACAUCAAUACAUUCCUUGCUUUGCUCAGAAUCUAAAAGUUUCUAAAAAUCUGCCAGUAAUAAAACCUAGAAAAAUUAAACUACCUAUUCAACAUAUUUCUAAUAAAAAUACAAUAAAAUAAAAUAUGUUUACAAUCUAUUUUUUUUUUUUUGUAAUUAUGAUGUUUAGGUUAUAUUAUAAUGGACCUAUUGUUGCAAUGGAUGACUAUCCUAUUGAAAAAUUGAUUUUUGAAAAAAAAAUAAUUUUUGUCUGUUCAACUACUGGACAAGGUGAUCAACCAGAUAACAUGAAAAUUACUUGGAAAUUUUUACUUAGAAAGAAUUUACCUUCUAAUUCUUUAAAAAAUGUUGAGUAAGAAAAUGUUGUUAAAUUCUAGUAUUAUUUAAAUAUAUUUCAUUGUUAUUUAUUAAUCGGGAAAUUAUUUAUAGGUUUGCUGUUUUGGGUUUAGGAGAUAGUUCAUAUGUAAAAUUCAAUCAUGUUGCAAAAAAACUAUAUAGAAGACUUAUACAAUUAGGAGGAAAACCUGUUUGUAAUAUUGGAUUAGCUGAUGAUCAACAUGACAUUGGAGCAUUUGCUGUAAUUGACCCAUGGAUAAAUAAUUUAUGGAAUGUAUUAACUGAAAUACAUUCACUUGCAGAUGGAUUAAUACCUAUUGAUAGAAAUACUUUACCACCGCCAAAGUAAAUCAUAAAUUAAAUUAUAUUAGGCAAAUUUAAAUUAAAAAUAUUUAAUAAUUCAUGAUUUUUGUAAGGUGGAAUGUACACAGUUCAAAAGAUACAGUUCAUAUAGAUGAAAGGUUGCCAAAUAAUGAUUUGUUUAGAACAAAUUCAUCAAUAGUUACGUGUUUAUCAAACACAAAAACAACUGCAGAAAAUCAUUUUCAAGUAAGUUCUGUACAUUUUUAUAAAUUCUAAUAUGAAUAAAUUAAAUAAUAGUUAGGAAAUAGAUACAAUGUAUACUAGUAUAUGAAUAAAAAUUAAUAAUCAUUAAAUAUUUUUUUAGGAUGUGCGGUUAUUAAAAUUUGAAUGCACAGAUCAAAAUGUUAAGUAUUUUCCUGGAGAUGUUUUAAUGGUACGUCCAGUUAAUUCUGAAAAAUCUGUAAACAAUUUCUUUGAUUUGUUUAAAGAAAACAAGAAAAUGAAAUUAGAUCCUACAACUAUUUUAAGUGUUACACAACGCAGUAAUGAUAUGCCUGUACCUUAUAAUCUGUGUAAACCAUUUACUUUAUUUCAAUGUGCUAAAUAUUAUUGGGAUUUAAAUGUAAAUAUAUUUAUUAUUUAAUGGCAAAAUUGUAUAUUUUCUAAAAAUUAAAAUUAUAUAGAUUAUUCCAAAUAGAUACACAUUUCAAUUGUUGUCAUAUUUCACUGAUAGUGAAUUAGAAAAAGAAAAAUUGCAAGAGUUUACAACUCCUGAAGGACAAGAAGAACUAUACAACUAUUGCAAUCGCCCAAGAAGAACUAUUCUAGAAGUAUUAACCGACUUUCCUCAUGCAACGGCUAAUUUAUCCUUAGAAUACCUAUUUGAAAUAUUUUCUUCAAUACGCCCCAGAGCUUUUUCAAUUGCUUCAGCGCCUUCUGUGAGUUUAUAUAUACAUAAUAUACAAAUUAUAAAUUAAUAUAUGUAUAUAUUAUUAUUAUUAUUAUGUAAACUAUAUUAUACAAUUUAGACUGAGAAGGUUUUGGCGUGUCAGGAGAGAGGAAUCAGAAACAGUAAGAAUAGUAAUCAAAAUAAACUUAGGGGGGAAGAAAACCAAAAAGAACUAGUUGAUAGUGACAGAUUGAUAUAAAGGCGAUAGGUGUAUGAUAGGAUGAUGUGGUGGAUUGGAAAGUAGAAGUUUAAGACGAGGGUGGUUGACCCCUAAUAAUUGAUAUAAAGACUAUGUUGAUAUUGCUAAAUAAAUUAAUUCCAUAAAUAAGCUAUUGCUAAUAGUUAGGCCAGAUUAAGCAUAUAGUUACAACAUUUUAAAAACUGACCACUUAAUGUAUUUUCUUAGCCAGCAUUGGGUUUAAUUGGGCAUUGCAAUAACAGCACUUAUUAUAGAUAAAUUUAAUAAGAUACAUUUUUAUUUAAAAAAAAAAUGUAAGAUAAUGGGAGACAGGUGCAGCCACUGGUAUAGGUGAUAUAGACAGCAAUUUAAUGUAUAAAUGUAUAUCUGUAAGCAACGAUAAACCAUUGCUUAAGAAAAAACGAUUUUGAGUAGAGUUGAUAGUGAUGCUUUGUCAACAAUAUAUAUGUAAUUUUGUAGUAAAAUAAAUAAUUUGACUUUAUAUAUUUUCUUUAAUAAAAUUUGUUUUACCAAUUUUACCGGUUUUCCCAUGUUUUAUACUGGUUUUUCACAUUUGCUAGGAAAGCUCUUGGGAAAAUCAAAAAAUUACUUCUUUAAAGAACCUCCCAAGUAAAAUUUCCUUUUAGAAACUUUGCUAUCAUUAAAAGUUGGAGAAAAAUUGCUGGUUGAAAAAUUGUUCAUAGAAAAAAAUAUAUAAGAUUAUAUUUAUUAAAUUUUGUAUUUUCUUUUCGGUUUUUAGUAUUUUUAAGAAAAAUGAAUUUAAAUUACCUCCCCACACCAAUUUUCUUUCAAAAAAGGUGUUACAUGUGGAAAUCCAAGCAAGUCUCCUGGUAGAAGAAAUGUGCACAGAUGAAAAUUAAAAAUCUUUAUAAAACUAUAAGCUUCUUCAUUCCUGUCAGAAUCUAAAAUAUUAUUUAUUAAAUAUAUAUAAAUUAAAUAACUUAACUUCAAGUAUUAAAUAUUAUUUUUUUAUAAAUGUUUUAUAGGUACAUAUAAAUGAAAUACAUCUACUUGUUGCUGUUGUUACUUAUAAGACAAAAUUGUUGACUAAACGAAUUGGUUUAUGUUCUACAUGGCUUUCUAGUUUAAAAUGUGAUGAUAAAAUACCAGUUUGGAUUCAGAAAGGAUCUUUUAAAUUCCCAUAUAGUCACGUAAUUAUAAAAAUAUGUUGUAUUAUUUUAUAAAUUAAAAAAAAAUGAAGGGAAAAAUUAUAGUAUUUUAAUUUUUUUUUAUUUUAGUCCUGUCAUUCAAUAAUGAUUGGACCUGGUACUGGUGUAGCACCAUUUCGAAGUUUUGUGCAUGAAUCUAUAGUUAAAGGAUAUGGAGACGCAAAAACAUUAUACUUAUAUUUCGGAGCUAGGAAUAGAUAUGGUGAUUUUCAUUUUGUUAACGAUUGGGAAAAACUGGUAGCCAAUGGAAAAUUAUCAUUGUUUACAGCAUUUUCAAGAGAUCAAGAUCAUAAAAUGUAUUAUUUAAAAUCAUUAUUACUCUAAUAUAUUAUUAUACAAUACAUACAGUUUUAUGCCAUUGCAGUUAUGUACAACAUAUAUUGGAACAAAAAGAAGAAGAAUUAUAUAAAUUACUUUCUAGUAAAGAAUGUUAUGUAUUUGUUGCUGGAAAUGCAAAAAAUAUGCCAACAGCAGUUAAAGAUGUAUUCAUAAAAAUAUUUGAAAAAUUUGAAAAUUUAAGUAAUACUGAAUCUAUAGAUACACUUGAAAUUAUGGAAUCUAAAGGAUUUUAUCAAACUGAAACUUGGAACUAAUGUUUUAAAUUUUUUUAACAACCAAAGCAUAUACAUAUUUAAGAUAUAAUAUUUUAUACCUUGUUUUAGUCU